This is a messenger RNA of Miscanthus lutarioriparius, 357 nucleotides long. NCBI's taxonomy places the organism in Eukaryota, Viridiplantae, Streptophyta, Magnoliopsida, Poales, Poaceae. The record is from the annotation of a GenBank genome assembly.
AUGUCGGGGAUAUCUGAAGAUAAUCUAGACAAGGCUGAUGAAAUUAUUUAUACUAGUCAAGGAGGAAAUGAUUUACUUUAUAACCAUCACCAAAUUGUCUCUCAACAGUUGACACGUGGGAAUUUAGCAUUGAAGAAUACCAGGGACAAUGGUAAUCCUGUCCGAGUUAUUCGAGGUCAUUUGUCAAAGAAUAGCUAUACUAGAAAGGUCUACACCUACGAUGGGCUUUACAAGGUUGUAGAUGACUGGGUGCAGAAUGGAAUGCAAGGCCAUGUUGUUUUCAAAUUUAAGUUGAAACGGCCUGAGGGUCAGCCAUCAUCGACAUCUCACCUCCUCUUCCUUGUCUCCCUGGUUUGA